AUGACUGCUAGUACGUAUGCCCAACGUAUGCUUCGUUUAAGUCAACGUAUAUUUACUGAAUAUCCAAAAAUAACAUUUUCAAGAAAAGAUCAUCGUGAACAACACGCUGAUUUCUUAAAACUUUUAGAAGAAAGACCACAUACAUCGGGUAUUCUAACAUCCAUGAAUUAUUAUCCACGUCAUCAAGAAAUUCAUUAUCUAAUGGAAGCAUUAAGAUAUCAUGGUUUAUACAGAAAUGAACAUAAAGACUUUCAAGAAGAAGUUAAACGUUUAAGAAUUUUACGUGGUAAACAGCGAAAAAAUAUUCGAGCCAUGUUUCCACCACGAUUACCUGAACUUGCACCGUGUUGUAAACCGGAAAAUAAAACUUAA
Messenger RNA from Didymodactylos carnosus, 372 nucleotides. NCBI's taxonomy places the organism in Eukaryota, Metazoa, Rotifera, Eurotatoria, Philodinida, Philodinidae. The record is from the annotation of a GenBank genome assembly.